Rhodotorula toruloides NP11 is the source of this 2268-nucleotide messenger RNA. RefSeq names its product nuclear GTP-binding protein. NCBI's taxonomy places the organism in Eukaryota, Fungi, Basidiomycota, Microbotryomycetes, Sporidiobolales, Sporidiobolaceae. The transcript has 6 exons. The coding region runs from base 1 to 2268 and encodes 755 amino acids. Gene Ontology annotation, molecular function: GTP binding. Gene Ontology annotation, cellular component: nucleolus. The record is from RefSeq and is a predicted model, not a curated record.
AUGAGGCGGUGUCCGAGCGAGCUUGGGCAAGUCGACCGCGAGCUCUCCCUCCUUGACCUCAGCCCAUCCACGCCAACGAGCAGCUCAACGAUGGUCAAGAUCAGGAAGAAGACCUCGAAGCGCACGACCACGCGCAUGCGCGAAAAGGUCAAGCACAAGGUGUCAGAGGCUCACAAGAAACAGAAGAAGCACGCAAAGAAAGACCCGACCUGGAAGAGCAAGAAGCCAAAGGAGCUCGGCAUCCCCAACAGCUUCCCCUACAAGGACCAGGUAAUCGCAGAGCAGCAGGCGGAAAAGGCCAGGGUCGAGGCUGAAAAGGCCGCUCGCCGAGAUGCCGCCAUCGCCGCCAACAAGCAAGGCAGCACGCUCGCCUCGACCGCCGCUCUCGCUGCCGCCCUCGCCGCCGACUCUGCAGCUCGGGAAGACGCCCUCGCACUCGGCGAGUCGAUGGACGAGGACGACGAGGAAGCGCAGGUGCAGGACGCGUCGCUCAAAUUGCAUGCCAAGAGCUUGCGAAAGGUCCUCGAGAUGAGCGAUGUCGUUAUCGAGGUCUUGGAUGCGAGGGACCCCGUCGGGACGAGGUGCAGGGCGGUCGAGAGGGAGUUGAAGGCCAUGGAUGGAGGGAGGAAGAAGCUCGUGUUGGUCCUCAACAAGAUUGACCUCGUCCCUCCCGCCGUCGUCCAAGCCUGGCUCUCCCACCUCCGUCUCCAAGCCCCCACGAUCCCCUUCAAGUCCUCAACCCAACAACAGCGCUCCCACCUCUCCGCCUCGUCCUCCUCGACUCCCCAGUCUGCCUCAGGCUCGUCGACCAAGCCUCUGAUGGAGCUCAUCAAGGGCUUCCGGUUGAACCACGCCGCUACCGCUUCGGGCGAGGGUUCGUCCAGCUCGGCGCCGGUCAAGCACUCCUUGACAAUCGGACUCGUCGGACACCCGAACGUCGGCAAGUCCUCGCUCAUCAACACCCUCAAGCGUUCGAAGGCGUGCAGCGUCGCCCCCACGCCCGGAUGGACGAAAGAAGUCCAGGAAGUCGUGAUUGAGAAGGGUGUCAGGGUGUUGGAUUGCCCCGGUGUGGUGGUCGAGAUGAGGGGCGAAGUGGAGGGCGCGUUGAAGGGGAUGAUCAAAGCUGAGGCGGUAUCGGACCCGAAGGCGCCCAUCGAAGCCAUCCUCGCCCGCUGCUCGCCCACCCACCUUCAGAUGCUCUACUCAAUCCCCUACUUCAACGACACGACCUCCUUCCUCCUCGCCGUCGCACGCGCCAAAGGUCGCCUGCGGAAGGGCGGCGUCCCCGAUCUCGACGGGACAGCCCGCUCUGUCCUUCGCGACUGGGUCGCAGGACGAAUCGCGUACUACACUGCGCCGCCUACGAAGGACCAGACUGAGCGUCUCAAAGCCGCUACCAGCGCCGAAGCGGAGCAAGUUGGGACCGUGAGCGAGACGGACGUCGGUUCUGCGACGCUCCAUACGACUUUUGCCCCGGCUUUCGAUCUCGAUGCGUUGUUUGGAGAGGCGGACAAGGUUGCGUUCGGGGAGGACGGCGCGGGAAGUUCGGUUGGCGAGAUGAAGGCUGUCAAGAUGAAGGAGGGGGCGUUGGGCGUCGAGAGUGACGAUGCGGAUGUGGGAUGGAUUGUCGAGGACAAGCCCGAAGAGGCGGAGACGAUGGCCGCGGACGACGACGGUCUCAACCUUGAUGACCUUGUCGACGACGAGGAGUUUGGCGGUUUGGACGAGGACGACGCAAUGGAGGCCGAGGACGAGCAGCCCGCCGCUGCUCCUGCACCUGUCCUGCCGAAGGGCAAACGCGCCGCGCCUUCGUCGACAAGCGACAUCGUCUCUGUCGCCCCGCCCGCCAAGAAGAAGAAGGCCGUCAAGAGCGUCUCCUUCUCCUCCACCCCGCUCGGGCCGACCGGCUCAACCUCCGCGCCCGCUCCCUCGGCCGCCGCAGCGAACACCAAGCUCUUCACGUCGGUCGAGGCAGAGGGUGAUGUCUCGCUCAACAAGAAGAACAAGCGUCAGGCGAAGAAGGACAAGAAGCGCGCUGCGAAGCAGACUGCCAAGAUGGACGCCGAAGUCGGAGCUGCGACGCGCGAGUUUGGAGAAGACGCAGAGUUGCCCUCGAAGCCGAGGGAGGCGCAGACUGUCAAGGCUGCCGGGCAGGUCGGCGGCGCGUACGACUUUGCGGAGUUCUUUGCGGUUGGUGGGAAGGGCGGUGCGGCAGGCGGGAAGAAGCGCAAGGGCGCGAACAACGACGACGACGAGGAGAUGUCGUAG